AUGAAUAGAAUAAUUAUAAAAGAUUUACCAAAAUUUAGUACAAAAGAAGAAAUAGAGAAGGAAUUCAGCAAACACGGCACAAUUACAGACAUAUACAUGCUUAGAAAUAGCAGAAAUAAUCGAAAUACGUUCAGAAGAGUCUGUUUCGUGGGAUAUGGGACCAGUGAGGAGGCAAAAGUAGCUGUAGAAUACAGAAAUAAUUCGAUGUUUUGCAACCAUAAAAUUAGAGUGGAAUUAUGCACCAAAGAAGAGACUAAAGAGAGCAAGAAACCACUAAACCAACACAAACUAAGCAGUUCAGAAAGACAGGCCUACUACAACAGGGAAUUCUACAUAACAAAUCUCCAAGAAAUCAGUACAGCUGCAAUAGAAAGUGAGCUAAAUAAAAUUGGCAAACUUGAGCAGAUUGAAGAGUGUGAGAAAGGAAUCAGAGUCAAGUUUGAAAAGAGAGAAUGCGCAUUGGACUUCUACAAGAAUUGUAAGGUGAUUUGUGGUAGAAGAAUCAAUAUCAAGAUAUUUGAUGAUACCAGAAGUGCUAUUGAUACAAGUCACUACAGUACGCUCUUCUUUGACUUCCAAAUGGUUCUUAGCACCCUAACUAACAAAAGUAGAGAGAAUCUGCUUCAGAGCAAAAGCAACGUUGGUAUCUCAGUCUCCCUGGCUGAAACUGAUCUAGUUCAGAAAACCAAACACUUUCUUGCUGAAAAUGGAAUUGAUCUGAACAGUGCACCUGUUCGUGACAAAUCAGCCCUGAUCGUACGCAGUGCUGAUCUCCUCGGUGUCUUGGAUCAAAUCAGCUGCAAAUUCACCACAUCAGUGGCACCAAGUGGAGCAUUGGCCAUUUUGCACUUUGAAAAUGAGAAGGAGGCAGCAGCCACGCAGAAACAGCUGAAUUUGAAGAGACACAAAAAUGGAAUUGUUUACGCCGAAUACUCCUUGAAGGGAACUAGCACCAAAUCAGUGUCAGAGACGAUUUCACCAGAGAAGCCAUCUCAAACCAAACUGAUUGUGAAGAAUCUCCCAUUUCAGGCCACAAAAAGCGAAGUAUCGAAAUUAUUCGGUUGCUUCACCAAAGUGGUCGAUGUUCGCAUUCCACAGAAGGAGGAUGGAACAGCUCGUGGCUUCUGUUUCAUCACAGUCGAAUCGACUGGUGCCGUAGAUCACCUCAUUGACGUUCUUGGUGUCAGCACACACCUGUAUGGCCGUAGACUGAUUUUAGAGAGAGCCCUCAAAUGA
Molecule: messenger RNA, 1236 nt
Organism: Enterospora canceri
Lineage: Eukaryota; Fungi; Microsporidia; Enterocytozoonidae
Source: the annotation of a GenBank genome assembly